Kickxella alabastrina is the source of this 2449-nucleotide messenger RNA. RefSeq names its product PIN domain-like protein. Gene Ontology annotation, molecular function: 5'-flap endonuclease activity; DNA binding; metal ion binding. Bases 223 to 1956 code for a protein of 577 amino acids. The record is from RefSeq and is a predicted model, not a curated record. Gene Ontology annotation, cellular component: nucleus. The transcript has a single exon. NCBI's taxonomy places the organism in Eukaryota, Fungi, Kickxellomycota, Kickxellomycetes, Kickxellales, Kickxellaceae. Gene Ontology annotation, biological process: DNA double-strand break processing; mismatch repair; DNA recombination.
CUUGUGAGAACAUUGGUCACUAAUUUUCUUGGACACCUUUUAUAGAUAUAAUGUGCGCGAGACGCGCGACAAUCAAACCUGUACUAUUCGAUUCGUUUGAAAACGCGUUGUUUUUCCUUAACAUCUUGCGCAGUUUUCUCCCUCUCCCUCCUCUUGAUUUUCUAAUUUAAAGGUCUAAUAAUUUUUCAUUCUUUAUAAACACUUUUGUACCAGCAAACAGCCAUGGGAAUUACCGGCUUACUCCCACUUUUGCGCGAAGCCCAGCGUUCCGGCCACGUGAGGGAAUUCUCAGGGCAAACUGUCGGCGUCGACUCCUACAUCUGGCUUUACAAAGGAGCUUUCGGCUGCGCCUCCGAGCUUGCACUGAAUCAACCAACCACCAAAUACAUAGCGUUCUUCAUGACCCGCGCCCGCAUGCUGCGUCACUACAACAUAGAGCCCUACUUUGUCUUUGACGGCGGCCCACUUCCUUCCAAACAGCACACAGAGCUGGAACGCAAUCGCAGUCGCACAGAGAAGCGGCAGCAGGGGUUAAAGUUUUGGAACCAGGGGAAUAAGAAGAAAGCUUAUGAGUUUUUUACUAGGAGCGUGGAGGUUAUGCCGUGGAUGGCAAAGGCGGUUAUUGAUGAGUUGAAAAAGGAGGGAUUUCGGUAUUUGGUUGCUCCGUAUGAGGCUGAUGCUCAGCUGGCGUUUUUAGAGACUCGGCGUGUUAUUUCUGCCUGCAUAUCGGAGGAUUCUGAUUUGGUCGUUUUCGGCUGUCGCAAUGUUAUUUUCAAGUUGGAUCAGUAUGGCGAGGCGACUAUAUUUGACCGCUCCUUGUUAUCGGGUGUCAAGGCGGUGGAUAUUAGUGGGUGGAGUGAGGAAAAGAUACGUCAUAUGUGCAUUUUGUCCGGAUGCGAUUACGCCGCGUCCAUCCCCGGGGUGGGUCUGAAGAAGGCUCAUAGGUAUGUCAGUCGGUCGACGGGGCUGGAGAGGGCCGUUGGGCUGAUGCGCGAUGACGGGUUCGAUGUUCCAGAGGGCUACCUAGAAGAAGCCGUCCGGGCCGACCUAACCUUUCGGUACCAGCGCGUCUAUGAUCCAGAUACUAAGUGCAUAGUGCAUGUGACAGAGUCCAGUGUGGGAAUGCCAGAUGUCAGAGAGAUGGCGUUUGUGGGCGGCCAUUUGGAGCCACAUGUGGCCGAAGGUAUUGCCAUGGCCAGAAUCGAUCCCAUCACCCAGGCUCCGUUUGAUCAGCACCCUAGCAGUGCCACAGUAACAGGAACCCUUAUCGCUGGGUUGUCGAAUGCGUUCCCCGUGUGUGCAGAUACCGCGUCAAGCUUAAUCUCGCCGUUAUUGAAUCCGCCACAGGGUGCCUCAAAGCCUACUUUAAGAGCCAAAAACUUGCUCAGCUUCUGGGCUAAACCCAAGCCUGUCGUAAUCUCUGCCACUCCGUCAGCCUCGCCUUCGCCCGUUCUCAUUGUGGACGACAAGGAGGAGGGCGUGCAGGUCAAAUUUCGUGCCCGCGACACUAGCACCAGCGAGGUGGUGGCGACGAGUCAACAGAGCCGCUUCUUUUCGGGUAGUGUAAAGGCUUCGUCAUCACCAACCAAAGCUGCUGACAUAACUAAAACAGCAACACCCAAAAGGCUUGCUGCCGUGCCGAUUUUGUGGCCAGAAACGCCGAUCAGUUACGUGGACUCGCAGUCACAACAUCUGACACAACAGCAGCAGCAGGACGACGACGACGAUGUUUUGCUGCUGACUCCAGCGGAGAUUGACGAUAUGUGUUCAGAGGUCAUCGGCUUUGAUCAGAUAUGCGCAUCGUCCUUUUUAGAGUCGCCGACCACGGCGACAUUGGCAAACUACGAGGAGAAACACAACGAAGGUGCGUACUAUCUGUUUGACCAGUUAAUGAGUCCGCAGCAGCGAAGCGUACCACACUGGGUUGCCAAUCCAAUCUACACAGAAAAACGUUAAUUACGAACUAAAUAUCAUUUUUACCACUUUUGUAGAUAUCCGCAGGCAGAACAUAGUCACACCCACGAUGUCACUGAGGUCGAGAACAUUCACACGGCAACAGCCUUUAAAGCCGAUACAGGCGCCGAUUUUGCAAAUGGGGAGGCGGAUUUCAAGCGAUCACCCGAGUCUGUCUGAUCGGACCAAUAGACCACUACCGCCACCAGUGAUUUCGCUGUCAACGACGCCGCUGUCUGCCAAACGCAGGCUAGAUGGGUUUGUCGAGAGCGUCAAGCGGUUCCGCAUGGAUGCUGCAACGCCUGUUAGCCACAACUUGACUGUGCUGAACAAGAGAAGGCCCAUUGUGGUUGACGAUAUUGUUGACAUCAGCGACAACGAAAGGGAAAACGCAAAUUGCGUUGGUUGACACAUUUUAUAUAUAUAUAUUCUAUGCAUUUUGUUAUUGUUGAUAAAGCAAAACCAAAUAAUAAUGAUGAUGUUGAUGUUGAAAAAA